Messenger RNA from Gregarina niphandrodes, 906 nucleotides. RefSeq names its product alternative oxidase. The transcript has a single exon. Gene Ontology annotation, cellular component: mitochondrion. Gene Ontology annotation, biological process: alternative respiration. The record is from RefSeq and is a predicted model, not a curated record. The coding region runs from base 1 to 906 and encodes 301 amino acids. NCBI's taxonomy places the organism in Eukaryota, Apicomplexa, Conoidasida, Eugregarinorida, Gregarinidae. Gene Ontology annotation, molecular function: alternative oxidase activity.
AUGCUCUUGAAGAAUCGACCUCUGAAGACGCUAGCGACCCUCCGAGCGCGCGGGGCGGCCACGGCGGCUGCGGUGUGGACGCCGCCGGUGCACAUGUGUAGCGAUCUGGACGGUUGUUCGGCGGAUAGUGGAGUGAUGAUGCCUACUUCGGUGCACUGGCGGAACGCCGCGCGCAACAGCAUUGGGGAGGUGGACGUUCGUCUGCCGCACCCCGCGUGGUCCAAGGCCGAGCGAGAGGCGGUGGGAGUGGAGCAUACGAAGCCGGAGACGUUGGUGGACCGGGCAGCAUACUCGACCAUUUGGGUGCUGCGCCGUGUUUUCGACCUGGCGACGGGGUACACGUUUGGAGUGAAGGACGAAGCGUGCAUGAUUCGUCGCGUGGUGUUUCUGGAGACCGUGGCAGCCGUGCCGGGCAUGGUAGGUGCGGCACUACGUCACCUAAAAAGUUUACGCCGGAUGCGGAACGAUUACGGCUUCAUUCACUCAUUGCUUGAGGAGGCCGAGAACGAGCGCAUGCACCUUAUGACGGCCCUGCUGCUGCAUGAACCCUCCAAAAUUGUACGUGCUGCGGUCAUUGCCGCACAGGCACUCUUCCUCGCCUGGUACACCACCAUGUACGCGCUCUCCCCACGCUUCUGCCACCGCCUUGUCGGCUACCUCGAAGAAGAGGCAGUCAAAACCUACACUCACCUCCUCCACCUACAAGACACUGGCAAACUUCCUGGUUUCGAUAUACCAGCCCCCCGUGCCGCCAGAGCCUACUGGAACUUACCGGAUGACGCCUCGCUCCGCGAGGUCUGGGACUGCAUCCGAGCCGACGAAGCUCACCACCGUGAAGUCAACCACACCUUCGCUGACCUCACCGCAGUACCCAACGCCGUCAACCCUUUCCCUCCCGGGUACUAA